This is a messenger RNA of Trametes versicolor FP-101664 SS1, 891 nucleotides long. RefSeq lists its product as uncharacterized. The transcript has 2 exons. Gene Ontology annotation, cellular component: membrane. NCBI's taxonomy places the organism in Eukaryota, Fungi, Basidiomycota, Agaricomycetes, Polyporales, Polyporaceae. The record is from RefSeq and is a predicted model, not a curated record. Bases 1 to 891 code for a protein of 296 amino acids.
AUGCUCGAGGAAGGCGAGGGUCUCGGGCUGGAACUGCACGUCGGUAGGUGGACACUGCACAAGUGGUGUCUCGUGCUGUCUGUGUGCACGGUCUUUGUAUAUGGGACGGCCGGUCUGAUCUGUGCGAUCUUGACAUGGUUCAGAGCCUGGGAUCACGCGGAUGUGAUGUACGUCGCCGACUACGACAUCCUAGUGCUCAUCACCCUGGCCUCCUCUAUCCUCCUCCUAACCUUCCUCGUCGGCAUCUCCGGCGCACUCCUCAACUCGCGCCCACUCCUCGCUGUAUACGCCCUCCUCCUAUGGCCCGCUCUCGUCUCGAUGCUCGCGAUCGGCUACACCUCAUACAAACGAUCGGCCUUCGCGCUCGACCGCAAGCUCAACCUCGCGUGGUCGCAGUGGUACACGCCGCGCGGGCGACUCGUCAUCCAGGAAUCGCUCCGCUGCUGUGGGUUCUACAGCGCUUUGCACGAGGCGGCCGCGAGCAAGGCGUGUUACCCGCGCACGCCGCUACCCGGGUGCAAGGGCAAGCUCUGGCGCGUCGAGCGCGAGAGCCUUGCACUCGUAUGGAACACCGUGUUCUCGCUCGUGCCGGUGCACAUCCUGAACAUCGUGGUUGCACUCCUCUGCGCGAAUCACGUCACGCGUACGUUUGGGAAAGGUCUCACUCCGAAGCGAUACAGGCUGAGCGGGGAGGACGUGCGCGCGGACGCGCAGGCGCUCAUGAAAGCUCUGGGGCCGUUCGGCGACGUGCGUCCCGUCGCCCGUCCGGGAUUCACGCGCGCGCCAUCAAGCGGGGUGUUCAGGGAGGACAAGUCGUACUAUGAUAGCUUGGACGAGUGGGAGUCUGACUCGAAAGCCGAUACCGUUGGGCUUGGGAUUCGGAGACGCUAA